Molecule: messenger RNA, 7284 nt
Organism: Psylliodes chrysocephalus
Lineage: Eukaryota; Metazoa; Arthropoda; Insecta; Coleoptera; Chrysomelidae
Source: the annotation of a GenBank genome assembly
CGGAGAAUAUCAAAAUAAAAAUAAAUAUCAUAAAAGAAACUUGUGCGGCUUUCUGGCUUUUAAAUUAAUAUAUUAAUUAUUUAUCGUCUGUUUAUCGUUUGAAAUAAUAAAAAUAACAGUUGAAACGAUGGACGUAGACGUGGACGUGAAAGAAGAACCCUUCGACCCAAAUGAGGAGAUUAUUAAAACGGAACCAGAUCCAGUUUCCGAUGACACGGAUGGAUAUUGGUGUUCUACAAAACUACAAACUUUUAAAAACGAUCAUGAAUAUGCGCUUAGUGAUACUGACAAUAUGCGUGAAUAUCCAACAGGACUAGUAAAUUUAGAUGAUAUCAAACAAGACAUUAGUGAAUGUAAAGUGCCUAAAAUUGAACAAUCUUUUGAGUUUCCUGAAAACAUUGAAUAUGAUGAAUCAUUAAACACUAUUAAAAAAGAAACUGGGAACACUAACGAGUUAAAAACGGCAGAUAUCAGUGAUAUCAAGCCAGUGGUUAGCGAACUUUUGACUUCGCAUUGUGAUAUACCGACUUUAAAAAGUGAGGACUAUUUUGAACAGCCGUGUAGCAGCGAACAAACCGUAAUAAAAACAAGAUCGUCAGUUUGCGAAAAAAAUUACUCAUCUUCACAAUCAAGAUCAAACCAAACUAGCGGACAUUUUAAAAAGUAUCCUGUAAUAUAUUGUCCAUCUUCGCAAUCAAGAAUAAACCAAACCGGUGAGCAUUUCAUAAACCAACCUGUAAUAUCCAAGACACAAUUAGUAACGCAUACUACAAACACUGAUGUCAAGCUGUUUUGCUGUAGCAUUUGCUCUAGAGAAUUUAAUCGCAAAUCUAACUUAAAACAACAUUUAUUAAUUCACUCUAAUCAAAAACCGUUUAUAUGUGCCAUUUGUAAUAAGGAAUUUAAUCUGAAAUCUAACUUAGCCACACAUUUAAUAAAACACACUAAUCUAAAACCAUUCAAGUGUGAUAUUUGUUCCAAAGGGUUUAAUCACAAAUCUAUCUUACAGAAACAUUUAUUAAUUCACUCUAACAAAAAAGCAUUCAAAUGUAACAUUUGUUCCAAAAAGUUUUUUCAUAAAUAUAACUUACAGAUGCAUUUAAUAACGCACACUAAUGAAAAAUUAUUCCAGUGUAAUAUUUGUUCCAAAAAAUUUAAACGUAAAUGCAACUUACAGAAGCAUAUAGCAAUUCAUUCUGAUAAAAAGCCCUUUCAGUGCGACAUUUGUUUUAAAGAAUUCAAUCAGAAAUCUAACCUACGAAAACAUUUGAUAAUUCAUACCAACGAAAAACCAUUUAAAUGUGACACUUGCUCUACAAAAUUUACACAGAAAUCUAGUUUACAACGCCAUUUAAAUCAUUCACAUUGAUUGCCUUGAUCUCUCUACAAUAUUAAGAAAUACACCUAACAAUUUAAAUGAACGAAUGACAGUUGAAAUGCGACAUUUGUUCCAAAGAAUUUAAAUAUAAAUAGACCUUACAGAAUCAUUUAAAAAGUCACACUAAAGUAAUUAAAUCAUUUGUGACAUUCAUUCUAAAAAUUUUUGUAUUAAAUCUAUAUUUAAGGAACAUUUAAUAACACAAACUAAUGAAAAAUCGUUUAAAUUUAAAAUUUGCAGUGACACAACUUACAGAUUCAUUUAAAGUUUAUCUUACCCAACCAAAAAAUUAAUCUUGUGUUCAAAAAAUUCAUCUAACAAAUUUAUCACAUAGUUACUGAUGAGCAAAUUUUGAAAGAUUAGGUAAGCCGUUUUUGAAAAAAAAAUAUAAUUAAUUAUAUAUAUAUUUUGUCAAUUCAAGUAAGUAAAAAAGUUAUCUUUUAUUAGAUUUUUUUCAAAAUUGUUCUACGCGGUCUUUAUGUCAUUGUUAUACUAGGAGAAUUUUUUACCAUUUAAAUGUGACGUUUGUUUCAAAGAAUUUAAAUAUAAAUCUCUGUUAAAUCGACAUGUCACAAAUCAUACUAAUGAGCAACCAUUCGUGUGUAACAUUUGCAACAAAAAAUUUACUAAUAAAUAAAACUUAGAGCAUCAUUUAUUAAUUCAUGCAAAUAAAAAACUAUUAAAGUGUAAAAUAUGUUUCAAAAAAUUUAAUUAAUUACGGAUAAUUCAUACUAAUGAACAGUGUGGCAAGAAAUAAUUCAUAUUAAUUAAAAGUCAGUGAUUUAAUUUAAUUGAUUUUUUUCAAAAAAGUUGCAAAUUAUUUCAAACUUUUUCCAACAAGGACAAAUUGCAUUAGCAACCUCAAAUUGAAAUAUCUGGUAACCUUAAAAUAAUGCAUCUCUUCAAAUUAUUAAAAAUUGACCCGAUUUGAUUAGAUUAACGUUUUUUUGCAGAAUAUUCCUUUCACAAAUUAUACUUGUUCCAUUAUGUUUCUUGUAUUUGAAGUCUUUUCUUUAUAAUUACAGAUUGUCCAUCUUCGCAAUCAAGAAUAAACCAAACCGGUGAGCAUUUCAAAAACCAACCUGUAAUAUCUAAGACACAAUUAGUAACGCAUACUACAGACACUGAUGUCAAACCGUUGCGCUGUAGCAUUUGCUCCAGAGAAUAUAAUCACAAAACUAACUUAAGACAACAUUUAUUAAUAAUUCACGCUAAUGAAAAACCGUUUAAAUGUGACAUUUGUACUAAGGAAUUUACUCAGAAAUCUAACUUAGUGGCACAUUUAAUAAGACACACUGAUCUAAAACCGUUCAAGUGUGACAUUUGUUCCAAAGAAUUUAAUCAGAAAUCUACCUUAAAGAAACAUUUAUUAAUUCACUCUAACGAAAAAGCAUUCAAAUGUAACAUUUGUUCCAAAGAGUUUAAUCAUAAAUAUAGCUUACAGAGGCAUUUAAUAACGCACACUAAUAAAAAACCAUUCCAGUGUAAAAUUUGUUCCAAAAAAUUUAAACAUGAAUGCAACUUACAGAGUCAUAUAACUAUUCAUACUAAUGAAAAUCCAUUCAAGUGUGAGAUUUGUUUUAAAGGAUUUAAUCAAAAAGGCAACUUACAAAAACAUUCAUUAAUUCACAAUAGUGAGAAACCAUUCAAGUGUAACAUUUGCUCGAAAGAAUUUACUCAGGAACAUAUCUUAAAGACGCAUUUAAUAAUUCAUUCUGAUGAAAAGCCGUUCCAGUGCGACAUUUGUUUUAAAGAAUUUAAUCAGAAAUCUAACCUACAAAAACAUUUGAUAAUUCAUACCAACGAAAAACCAUUUAAAUGUCACACUUGCUCUACAAAAUUUACACAGAAAUCUAGUUUACAACGCCAUUUAAAUUAUUCACACCAUUGAGGUAGUAUUAUAGGGAGACACGAUCACGUGGUCAAAAGCGGCAUUAGUCCGACAUAUUGAGCGCUUUCUUUUAUGUCAUCUGGGUUACUCGCGAGCAGUACCAGAGCUGCUCCUGACUCUAAUUGACCGUUUUUUUUAACGGGGUUUGUUGAUCUGUAGCAACUCCCACAUGUUCUCUUCUCCCCUCAAGCACAUUGUUACUUGUCUUGUCAAUUGUCAUUGGGUUAUCGGUUUAAUGUCAGAUAGAUUUUAUAUAUCUUUUAUAUAUUAUAAUAACGAGGUUUUUCGCUGACUAAAGAUUAAAAUGAAUACACAAAUAGAUUUAUUGAACUUAAUGAUCUACAACUAAAUAAAAAAUACCGUCUACUUGUUUCUAAUGAAGAUUUCGACAGAGCAUCCAUAGGUAAUGAAUUAAAAUUUAAUAAAUGUAUACAUACUGUGCAUAAAUUUAUAUUUCAGAUGAAGAAUUUGCCAGGUCCCUAAUAAAUCAUUGUAGGGUAACUUCAAAAAUGCCAUUCAAUUCACCAGUGGUUGAAAAUACUGAUGCCCAAUCAUCUACUUCUGUGGCAAAUCAAGUACAAUUAGCAUCUUCGGAAAAGUGCAUUUGGUCAUAUAAUAAAACUAUGGCACUUAUAAAACGAUUUAAAUUUUAAAUAACUGCACCAACUGCACUGACUUUGACAACUGACAAGUGUCAAUAAAGGAGUUCGCCGUAGACCGUUAUCACAUUGCGUUCGGUCUGCCAAGUUCCUUUAACUUCUUUAACACUUUUAACUCCAAACGACCCUUUUAGCGUUCGGUUUAGUCCGAUUAGUGACAGUUUAACACGCUUAAAUGUCAUUUAAAAGCACCCUAAAAUUUGUCCCGCUCCAGCCCCUGACUAUCCGAACUCGCCUUCAGUCGUUCUUUUUUGACGUCAUAGGGUUCCAUACUCUAAGAACAUUAAACACUUAAAAAUAAAGCACUCAGUCAUUGCGUUCGGUCUGCCAAGUUCCUUUAACUCCUUUAACACUUUUAACUCCAAACGACCCUUUUAGCGUCCGAUUAGUGACAGUUUAACACGCUUAAAUGUCAUUUAAAAUUUGUCCCGUUCCAGCCCCUGACUGCCCGAACUCGCCUAUUGAUGCGACACUUACGUCAAACAAACGUUGCAUUGUUGUGAUUUUAUUAAUUUGAUUUUAAUGGUCGAGUUUUCGUGUUUUUAUUUGCUUUUUGUGUGAUAUUUAUAUAUUAUAGUAAAAGACAAGAAUGGUUUCAUGUGUUCUUCGUAACUGCAAUAGCAGGAAUGACAUUGAUAAAAAUAAAUAGACAGGAAUAACAUUUAAUGGGUUAGUAUACAAAAUGAUAACAAUAAACAGGGUAGUAUUUGAAAAUUUGUUUGCUUAUUUAAAUAGUUUCUGUCAUAACAUGUUUUACGGUAAUUAUUUCAUGUACUUACAGUUUUCUGUAUCUUAUUAUUGUUAAUAUAUUCCAUUUUAUGCUCUACAAUCAUAUAUAACAGCAAACUCUUAAAUAUUUUAACUAACAAAUAUAGCCCAAAUGACAAUGUUUUCCUUUCACAUUUCCUAAGGAAGAACAUUUUGUCAGGGAUUCAGUCAGGGAGUCAGUCAAUGUAUUCAACAUACAUUAUUUGCCAGACCCUUUGUCAGAAUUUUUCAAAUUUAUUUUUGCCUAUAAAGCGGGAUAUAUUGUCCAAUUUUUAAAGAAGUAAUACGAUGGAUUUGUAUCUAUUUUCUUUUAUAGAUCUGUAUCAGCAUCUGCAACGUGUGGAGGGUGAGUUAACCCACGGCACUCGAGGCUCACUAGACUAAUUUGUAGGGGGUGAUACAGAGUACGUAUUUUGACAGCCCCAUGGUAUGGAGAUGAUUCCGUACUUGACAAUGACCAGUCAGAAUUCCUGUGAUUAUGCGCAGAUUCUGUUUAGUCAUAGUCAAGUAUUUGUUUGCUGUAGUGUUGUUAGGAUAACUUAAAAGCUCCCUUGAAAGACUGCAGCUUCUUGUUUCAUCCCAUCUUUCCUUUAAUUUUACAAGGGAAUGUUUUUUAAUUAGGUUUGUCCCUAGCGAUUUGUCAGUACGACACAUCACCUAACCUUACUUACUUAUGAAAAGACACUUAAGCAGUCACAUUAUCCAGUUUUUUUUGCACAAAAUGCACUCGCGAACAAUGUUGUUAGCUAUUGUCACGAAGUCGUGUUUUUUGUACCAGUUUCGUUUUUGAAAGAAAAUACAAAAUAUAAAAAAAUAUAUAAUUUAUUCAAUCUCAACCACACCUCAUUUACUUUAACAAUAUUUUUAAAAUGUUUUGGUACACUUACCACAUUUCUUAAGCUUGGGGCACGUCACAAUCUUCCCCAAAAGGCACAAUGAAAAACUUUAUAGUUUUUAAGGAUUUUUAAAUUAUAUCAAAUAAAUGAGUCUCUUUUCGAGUCCACCUUUUUCGCUGUCGAGUUUACAACUAACUUCCUUGUUUAAUUUACAUACCUAAUUUUUUGAAUAUUGCCGAUCUGCACAAUUUUUCGUAGUAUAGCCAAACUUAAAUUACGUGGUUGAUGACCUGACAUUAUUUUAAUUAAACAAUAUAAUUUCGUUAUUAUUUCCUACGUAUAUUAGCAACUCGGCAGUAUUUUGUAAUCGUUUUUAAAUUUGUUUAAUUAGGUAUGUUUUGACUUAAUAAAAAAUGCUGAAUUAAAAAUAAAAUGUAUUUGUUUAAUUUACUUUAAUUUGCUUUAAAAAACACUAAGAAAAAUUAUUAUUAAUAUUUUUGGGAUUUGUGACACUAAAACUAUAAGACGUAAUAUUUCCAAAAAUGUAUAAAAAUCAACAGAAACACCCGAUAUGGAACAAUUUACUGUAAGGCAACGUGUCAUACUAUCGAUCGAUAAAAUACUAUACGUGACGUAUAGUAUGAAUGAAACAAGGUUAUUGUCAAUUGAAGUGUUGUCACGUUUAACGCAUUUAAAAUCCAUGCAUUUAUUUGCAGGCCUAUUAAUGUUGUUUGCCUUAGUAUCUGCAAAGAUGUUAUUUAGCAGGCGUAUGUACAGGGUGCUUUAUGGGAAAACGACCAAAGAUAUAAAAAAUUCGUUUGGGAGGAAUACGUAGGUUACAGACGGCUACAAUUUAAAAUUUGUUAGAUGUAUACAGGAUGUCCCACAUAAGAAAAAAAAAUAGUUCAUUAAAAAUUAUUCAAACAAGAGUAAACAAUUAAUUUCUGGGAGACUUUUUUUCCUUAAAAAUUCAAAUAAAUCGAAAACUAAUAAUAAUAGUAAUAGGGGACCUUUAGUUAACUGACAUUACUUUUGAUGUAGUUUUUAAUUCUAAAAUAAAAAACAGGGUGUUCCAUUAAAAAUAAUAUAACUUUGUAUAUUUUCUCUUUUAAAAUGUUGGAGGCACAAAAAAUGUUACUUUAUGGAACAAAUUUCACAUCUUGAAUUAUAUACGAUUCUCUAUUCUGUUGUUAAAAGAGCUGUAAAAAAGUUAUAGAGUUUUGUCUACUUAUUGUGAUUUCAAAUAUAAAAAAAUGCCUUUAGGUGGAAGCUUUUCGAAAAAAUGUUUGUUGGGAAUUUUAUCCCUUUUUUUUGAGUCUUUUUAAACGAGUUGUAUAUUUAAAAUUACUGUUUUCUUCCUAUCUGUAUUUUUAUUAAUAUAUUUAUAUUUCUGUAUUAUGAGAAAGCCUUCUUUCCACUUUAUGGAAAGUCAUAGUAAUUUUAUCAGAAUUCUUUGGUUCAUAAUGAAUGAUAUUUUUAAUUUAUUAGAUACGUAUUAAUGCGAAUUAUAUUGAAAUAUUAAAAAAUCUGUUUUGUAAAAUUGUUGACUAUCAGGGGAAAUUUGGGAAGGUACAUCAACUUCAAUUUUAAAAGAAGUAAAAUUGGGAAUAAUGAAGAUUUAUUAACGACAGGGUUAUUAAAUAUAUCUCUCUGCUGAUUUUUCUAAGCAAUCUAUAAGUAUAUUUACUUGUAUGUAUAGUAUAUGGCGACAUAAAUGUAAAUAGGUACAGUUCCAUACAAAUUGUUAAAAAU